AUGAGUCUGGUGAUCCUGAUGACUCCGUACGACGUCAGCGAUAGCCCCUCGCGCAAGGCUGCGUCGCUGGUGCUGGUGUUGAAAUCGCUCAAUGUUCCUGUGGCCUUACUCCAACACAAACUCAAGAUUCUAGCCGGUGCCGUGUUGAUGGUGUUGCUCACGGUGCUCCGGAUGACCGCCAGCAGCGGCGACGCCUUGUAUCUGCCCAGCUUCUCCGCGUUCCCGUCGGUGCGCUUCUAUGACUUGGCCAACUACGUGGGAAGCGAGGAUGGCUGGCAGAGAGAGGAGAGGGUGUUGUUCUGCGUGCCCUUGCGUGACGCCGCCAUGCACUUGCCCAUGUUUUUCAGCCAUAUGAAGAACUUGACGUAUCCGCACGAGUUGAUCGACUUGGCGUUCUUGGUCAGUGACUCCAGCGACGAUACCAUGGGCGAGUUGAAGCGCCACUUGAAGGAGGUCCAGACGGACCCCAACCCCGCCAUGCCCUUUGGUGAAAUUGAAAUUUUCGAGAAGGAUUUCGGCCAGAUCAUUGGUCAGUCGUUUUCGGACAGACACGGAUUCGCUGCCCAGGGUCCCAGAAGAAAGUUGAUGGCUCGCGCCAGAAACUGGUUGUGGACGGUCGCCAUUAAGCCGCAUCACUCUUGGGUCUACUGGAGAGACGCCGAUGUGGAGACUGUCCCGGCCACCAUCAUGGAGGACUUGAUGCACCACGACAAGGAUGUCAUCGUGCCUAACGUGUGGAGACCAUUACCCGACUGGCUUGGGAACCAACAACCCUACGAUUUGAACUCGUGGCAAGAGUCCGAGGGUGGCUUGCAAUUGGCUGACACUCUUGAUGAAGAUGCUUGUAUUGUUGAAGGUUACGUGGAGUACCAGACAUGGAGACCCCAUCUUGCGUACUUGAGAGACCCAUACGGAGACCCCGAGGUUGAGAUGGACCUUGAUGGAAUUGGAGGUGUUUCGAUUUUGAGUAAAGCGCGUGUGUUCCGCACUGGUUCGCAUUUCCCAGCCUUUUCGUUCGAAAAGCACGCCGAGACAGAGGCCUUUGGAAAGUUGAGUAAAAGAAUGGGCUACUCGGUGGUCGGCUUGCCCCACUAUGUGAUUUGGCAUAUCUACGAGCCAUCGUCGGAUGACUUGAAGUACAUGGAGAGAAUGGCCUUGGAAGAGGUGAGAAGAAUCGAGCACGACAAGAUCAUGAAGGUCUACGGUGCUGUGUGGGAGAAGGGCUUCGAGGGCAAACAGCCGGAAUGGUCUCGAGAGAAGAACCAACUCUUGAAGAACACAGAGUUGAACAGAUUGAUCAAUGUCGAUUGGUCCGGUGCCGAUCUGAUGUACCUUGACGACGAAAGCAAUGUCAAGGAGCUUGCGGACUUCCAUCCAUAA
Molecule: messenger RNA, 1380 nt
Organism: Australozyma saopauloensis
Lineage: Eukaryota; Fungi; Ascomycota; Pichiomycetes; Serinales; Metschnikowiaceae
Gene: ANP1
Product: Anp1p
Exons: 1
Coding region: 1-1380 (459 amino acids)
Biological process (GO): protein N-linked glycosylation; cell wall mannoprotein biosynthetic process
Cellular component (GO): mannan polymerase complex
Molecular function (GO): alpha-1,6-mannosyltransferase activity
Source: RefSeq, a predicted model, not a curated record